CGACGUACGUGGCAACUUGCUCGUUGCCAUUUUCAAAAAGGCAUGGCGCCGUCAACAACGUUCACGCGCGAGGGGUCGUACGCCAAGUUCUCGGAGGCCGCGAAAGCGCGGCGCGGUCCGCUCGGGUACUUGGCCCGCGCAUAUGACAAGCUUUUGCAGCAGUCCAAGACCUUCGGCGUGCGCUUGUGUCUCGUUCUUGGCGGCCUCUUGCUGCUCUUGCCCGCCGUCCUUACACCGCUGUUUGUCUGCUGGAAGGUCGACGGUACGAUCGACUGGAGCUGGGCCACCGUGAUGGUGUUUGUCUGGAUUUACGACUUUAUGGCCUGCAAUGGCACCCUUACGUGGCUUUGCGGCUUUCUCUUGCACCUCUUUGUGGUGCUGCGCCUUGACGGACAUGUGGACUGGUCCUGGAUCUGCGUCUUCAUCCCGGCCUACGUCUCGGUUUUUGACUGGGAUGGUUCGAGCGACCUCUGUUUUGCGCUCCAGCUCAUUUUUCUCGGGCUUCAACUCGACCACACGGUUACGUGGUCGUGGCUCGUUGUCUUCAUCCCGACGUGGGUGCCGUCUGCCAUUGGUGGCCUCUUCUUCAUUGUCUUUGUAUUUGUCGCCUGCUUUUCCGAUACCUCGUCGCGACUGGGUGCACUCGGCCUGAUUCUUUUGGCGUGUCUCGGCUUUGGGCUCCUCGUCGCGCCCCAAGUCCUCCUCCUCGUCCGGCUCGGGUCGGCCACGUUCUCGGCCGUGUACAUUAUUCUGCCGUGGCUCAUCCUCAUGGGUCUAGUGGCCCUUGCGGGCAUUGCCGCGGUCCUGUUUCUGGACUUGGACGACUCGACGAGUGGGCCUGUCACGACGCCAUACGAAGAAGUCUAGCGCGCUACACACGCUGCCAGUACAUUUGAUAUAACUUUACCGGUAAUAGCAUCUUUUUAUACUG
Molecule: messenger RNA, 931 nt
Organism: Saprolegnia diclina VS20
Lineage: Eukaryota; Oomycota; Saprolegniomycetes; Saprolegniales; Saprolegniaceae
Exons: 5
Coding region: 43-867 (274 amino acids)
Source: RefSeq, a predicted model, not a curated record